Apus apus (common swift) is the source of this 4258-nucleotide messenger RNA. RefSeq names its product fibulin 2 (gene FBLN2). The transcript is spliced from 17 exons. The coding region runs from base 245 to 3880 and encodes 1211 amino acids. Lineage: Eukaryota; Metazoa; Chordata; Aves; Apodiformes; Apodidae. Gene Ontology annotation, molecular function: calcium ion binding. Gene Ontology annotation, cellular component: extracellular region. The record is from RefSeq and is a predicted model, not a curated record.
UUACAGCCUUGUUACUUUCCUCCACAGCAACAUCAAUAAAUUCAGCAAAGAAGUAUGUGCUGUAUGUGGAUGCCUGUUGCAUGGAUCCAGCUCCAAAGCUGCAGUUUCAGCUACAGUGGAAAAAAAGACAAGGAAACAUUUCAGUUGGAUUUUCCAGAGCAGGAUCUGUGAGAAAAGGUAACUUGGGAGAGCCCUGCAGAGUGGGAGCUGCAUCUACAGCCUUCUAGGAAGAAAACCCCAUUAGAUGUGCAAGACCGGACUGGAGCUGUAUUUGUUUGGGAAGACUAUGGAUAGGCACCAGAGCUGGCAGCUGAAGUGCUGGAAUGCCAUCCUCCUUGUGUUGCUGUGGCCUGGCAUUUCCCGUGCCCAGAGGGACUGCACGGGCAUGGAGUGCCAGCCCCUGGACAACUGCAUCGAGGAGGUGCUGGAGCCCGGGGAGUGCUGCGCCACGUGCCUGCAGCACGGCUGCCCCUGCGAGGGCUACCAGUACUACGACUGCGUCAACGUGGGCUUCGUCAACGGCAAGGUGCCUGAGGGGCAGUCCUACUUCGUGGACUUUGGAAGCACCGAGUGCUCGUGCCCCAAGGGAGGAGGCAAGAUCAGCUGCCAGUUCAUGCUGUGCCCAGAGCUGCCCCCAAACUGCAUCGAUGCGGUGGUGCCAGCUGAUGGGUGUCCUCAGUGUGGAAGGAUAGGCUGCCUUCACGAGGGCCAGAAGUACGUAGCAGGGCACACCUUCCACAUGCCCCCCUGCAAGGUUUGCCACUGCCCGAACGCUGGGGGGGAGCUGAUGUGCUACCAGCUCCCAGACUGCAACACGUUUGCCCUAAACACUGCAAGCCCAAUAGAUGCUGAAGAUGGGGAAGCAGAGAGGCACUACGACGAUCCCUACAGCUACGACCAGGAGGCUCCGGAAGGAGACAGCACCCAGGUGGAGUCUCCAAAAAAAUUCAGGAGUUAUUCAUCCCACCUAGAGCAAGAGAGCAUUAGCCAAGAGCAAAGUGAGGAUUAUGACUACCUACCGGCCAGCGUUGCUCCUUCACCUUUGGCUCCAGCAGACCCAUACACUGAGGAGACAGCUGUGCCACUCACCACAUCGGUGCCUCAUGUCCCCUCUGAAGUUCACAGUGCCACAGAAAGGAGUGAGUGGAGGAGGGUGCCCCGCACCACUGCAGCAUCCCUCCAGCAAACCACCCACAAGGAAGCACCAGUAACCACCAGUGCUCCUCCAGAGCCCACGACAGCCACCACUGAGACACCCAAGCACCUGGGGGAAAUGGAGAGGAGACCAAAGGGGAAGCAAGGGGACAAGGAGAGACACGAGCAGGAGAGAGGCCCCCACUCUAAAAUGAAAAAGCAUGCCAGAAAGGAAGACCCAGGGAGCAGCGUGCAUCUAGCCUUGAAAGAGGUGAAUUUAACAGCACCAAGUUGGUCAAAAUCUUCCCAUGAAGCGCAUGAGGGAAAUGCUUUCCCCAAGGUGAAGUUCAGUGCAACCACCUCUCCCCCUGUUGCUCUGAAGGAGGACCGCAGCCAGCCGUCCCAAAAGCAGUCCCAGACGCUUUAUCGUUACCAGCCCGAGGAAGAUGGGGGGGACCCCAACUCUAUUCAUGCCAACCCCAGAUUACCAGAAGGUUCCACCAAGGAACUGAUGGAGAGCUGCUGUGGAGCUGGACAGCAGUGGGCUAUAGACAACGGGGAGUGCACUGAAAUGCCUGUAAGUGGAAUGGAUGGUGAUAUUUGCAGGGUAGCUCAGCAGCAGUGCUGCAUCUCCACCGUGAAGGAGAACAGCUGCCUGGCGGGCAUGGUGGCUGCCAAGGAGGGCGACGCGUGCGGGCCGGAGGAGAGCGAGCCCUGCGGGGGGUCCUCGUACAAGCAAUGCUGUGACUGCUGUAGCCUGGGCCUGCGAUUGAGGAGUGAGGGGAAAACCUGCGAGUCCAACAUAAACCUGGGCUACCCCUGCAGUCAUGUCAUGCUGUCUUGCUGUGAAGGGGGUGAUCACUUUAUCCAUCCAGAAAUAAAGAGGCAUCCUGAACCUCUGCCAACAGUGACGCCUGAGAAGGUUUCAGAGACAGAAGAUCACAAUGAAGCUUUGUCCAUCAGUAAUGAAGCUGAACUGUCAAACAGCCUGCCUGGAGAUGACCUGGAUGAAUGUCUUAUCUAUGGUGGGGAACUCUGUCAGCACUUGUGUAUAAACACCGUGGGGUCCUACAAGUGUUCCUGUUUUCCAGAAUUCACUUUGCAAGAUGAUGGGACCAGCUGCUCUCCAGAUCCUGACAGAGGACAGGUGACAAGGCUGGAAGCAGAAGCCACCAUCCCUCCAGCAGCCUCUCCUCAGCCUCUUCUCAUCGUGUCCUUACAAGAAGAGCAGGAUAAGUGUAAAGAUAGUGGCCCCUGCAAGCACAUCUGCAACGUCGUGGAGGGCAGUGUUGUGUGCUCUUGUCUGUCUGGAUAUACUCUCAUGGCUGAUGGGAUUUCUUGUGAAGACAUUAAUGAAUGUGUGACAGAAAGGCACACCUGCCAGCGGAGGGAGCACUGCGUCAACACCAUGGGAUCCUUCACAUGUCUCCAGGAACUCAACUGUCAGCCAGGUUAUGAGCUUAAGGAUGGAGAAUGUGCUGAUAUUGAUGAAUGCGAGAGGGGAACUCAUAGCUGUAAAGUGAACUUUGUUUGUCAGAACACAGAAGGGUCCUUCUACUGUGAGUCCAAGCAGCGCUGCAUGGAUGGGUUUUUACAAGAUCCUGAGGGAAACUGUGUGGAUAUUAAUGAAUGCACCUCUCUCCCUGAGCCAUGUAAACCAGGAUUCAACUGCAUCAAUACUGUUGGGUCUUACACCUGCCAAAGGAACAUGCUGACCUGCAGCAGAGGCUACCACUCCAACGAGGAGGGAACUCGAUGCGUCGAUGUGGAUGAGUGCCAGACUGGUGUCCACCGUUGUGGCGAAGGGCAGAUUUGUCAUAAUCUCCCUGGGACUUAUCGCUGCGACUGCAAGCUGGGCUACCAGUACGAUGCCUUCAGCAGGAGCUGCAUUGAUAUAAAUGAGUGCUGGAACUACCCGGGCCGCCUGUGUCAGCACACGUGUGAGAACACCCCUGGCUCCUACCACUGCACUUGUUCUUCUGGUUUCCGCUUGUCCUAUGAUGGGAAGCACUGUGAAGAUGUGAAUGAAUGUGAUACCAGUCCCUGCAGCCAGGAGUGUGCCAAUGUUUAUGGUUCCUAUCAGUGUUACUGCAGGCAAGGUUUCCAGCUGGCAGAAGAUGGACAUUCUUGUAAAGAUAUUGAUGAGUGCACACAGAGUGCAGGCAUCCUCUGCACCUUCCGCUGCGUCAAUGUUCCUGGUAGUUACCAGUGUGCCUGUCCUGAGCAGGGAUACACCAUGGCAGCAAAUGGAAGAACCUGUCGAGAUGUGGAUGAAUGUGCCCUGGGAACCCAUAACUGCUCAACAGCAGAGACCUGCUAUAACAUCCAGGGCAGCUUCCGCUGCCUGUCCUUCGAGUGUCCUUCCAACUACAGGAAGGUGUCUGACAUGAGGUGUGAACGGAUCAGUUGUUUCAACUACCUGGACUGCCAGAACACCCCGGUGCGCGUUACCUACUACCAGCUCAACUUCCAGACCAACAUCGUGGUCCCAGCUCACAUCUUCCGUAUCGGCCCAUCCCCUGCCUAUGCUGGGGACAACAUCAUCCUGACCAUCAACAAGGGCAACGAAGAGAACUACUUCAGCACUCGGAGGCUCAACUCCUACACGGGCAUCGUCUUCCUGCAGCGGCAGGUGAAGGAGCCCAAGGACUUCCUGCUGGAUGUGGAGAUGAAGCUCUGGCGCCAGGGAACUUACACCACUUUUCUUGCCAAAAUUUACAUUUUCAUCACAGCUCACGCGUACUGAGGCCUGUUCUGAGAUGGGAUUUUAUUGGUGCUAUGCUCUUUUAACUCCUACCAAAGCUUAAUACUGUUGAACUGGCAUUUAAUCUAUCUAGCCCGUGUAUUAUUUUUUCUGUCGUUGCUUUAAACUUUUUUUUAUUGGUUGUGUAAAUUAAGUUAAUUUUUACCUUUUGUUGGUUUUCUUACGUAAUUCUUCACAUCAACAUUUGACAAUGAGUGAAGGAAGGGUUAGAAAGGCAGCACAUACGUUGUGCUAAAUGCUGGAACCUUCUCUUAGAAAUUACUUUUAGGUUUAGUCACACCUGCAGGGUAUUGCACUAGGGAGAAAAGGUGUUCACUUGGGAGUGCUGGUUUUUUGCCACUAAGGGAAUAAACCCUGAGG